GAAAGCCAAGGAUGACCACAAAAUGGCCAUAGGUGCCAUCUCUUCCUUGCAAAGACAGAUGGAGAUCCAAGAAUCUGAGCUUCGGAAAAUCAGAUCUGAAAAGGAAUUGCUCCAGAAGCAGCUCAGAGAGAGGGAAGUCCAGCUCCAAGCUGUGUCUGACAAGUUUUGCAGCCUGACAGAAGAACAGAGGCAGGAAGAAGCGGUGGUGAUGAUGGAGGAGGAGAACCAAAACCUUCAACAGGUUGUUACAGAACAGGAACUCCAGCUGGCUGAGCAGAACAAGCUCAUCAGUGAGCUACAGGGGACAAUCAGCCAGCUGCAGGCUGAGGUUGUGACCACCCGCCUCCACCUCCUGGAGCAGAAACAGGCCCAGAAGGAGACCCAGAGCCAGUUUGAGGCACUGCAGCACACGGAGCUGCAAACCAGAGUGGCACUGGAGCUCAUCAGCAGCAAGUUUGAAAGGUAUAGAAACAAAAUAAUCCAGGCUACAUUCAGCGUGGAGGGCAUCCAGGACCCCCAGGGCGAGCUCACGGAUGAUGAAUUGCUGGAGGCAAUGCAGAAACUCUUUAACGAGCGGACGGAGUUCCAGCAGAUGCUGAAGAACAAGAGCAGCAGGACAUCCCUGCUCAGCAGUGGCAGCAGCACAGCAUCACCAGCAAGGAGAAGGAAUUCCUCCAGGAUGGAAAAGCUCUGAUGGCUGAGCCAAAACCCAUCACCAGCUGAGGCUCUGGGCUCUCAGCUCGGAGCUGGUGCCUUACAAGAGAUUAAACUCAUUUUA
This is a messenger RNA of Camarhynchus parvulus, 778 nucleotides long. RefSeq names its product coiled-coil domain containing 27 (gene CCDC27). Bases 23 to 694 code for a protein of 223 amino acids. The record is from RefSeq and is a predicted model, not a curated record. The transcript is spliced from 6 exons. Lineage: Eukaryota; Metazoa; Chordata; Aves; Passeriformes; Thraupidae.